Messenger RNA from Chanos chanos (milkfish), 1620 nucleotides. RefSeq names its product cholinergic receptor, nicotinic, beta 2 (gene chrnb2). Gene Ontology annotation, biological process: monoatomic ion transmembrane transport. Gene Ontology annotation, molecular function: transmembrane signaling receptor activity; acetylcholine-gated monoatomic cation-selective channel activity. The transcript has 6 exons. NCBI's taxonomy places the organism in Eukaryota, Metazoa, Chordata, Actinopteri, Gonorynchiformes, Chanidae. The record is from RefSeq and is a predicted model, not a curated record. The coding region runs from base 1 to 1620 and encodes 539 amino acids. Gene Ontology annotation, cellular component: postsynaptic membrane.
AUGGCUCCUUGGACGGUCCUGUGUCUCCUCGCCAUUGUAAAAAGCAGCCUGGGGGCUGACACCGAGGAACGGCUGGUGGAGCAUCUACUUAACCCCGCCCACUACAACAAACUGAUCCGUCCGGCGACCAAUGGCUCGGAGCUGGUGACGGUACAGCUGAUGGUCUCAUUGGCUCAGCUCAUCAGCGUGCAUGAAAGAGAGCAAAUUAUGACGACCAACGUCUGGCUUACUCAGGAGUGGCAGGACUACCGUUUGACGUGGAUCCCCGAGGAGUUUGACGGUAUGAAGAAGGUCAGACUGCCGUCCAAACACAUCUGGCUUCCUGACGUCGUUCUUUACAACAAUGCUGAUGGCAUGUAUGAGGUGUCUUUCUACUCCAACGCUGUGGUCUCCUACGAUGGCAGCGUAUUCUGGUUGCCCCCGGCGAUCUACAAGAGCGCGUGUAAGAUUGAGGUGAAGCACUUCCCGUUUGACCAGCAGAACUGCACACUCACGUUCCGCUCUUGGACGUACGACCGGACCGAAGUGGACCUGGUCCUCCGGACGGAUGUGGCCAGCAUGGACGACUUCACACCCAGCGGAGAGUGGGACAUCAUCGCCCUUCCGGGCAGACGCAACGAGAACCCGUCGGACCCCACCUACGUCGACAUCACCUACGACUUCAUCAUCCGUCGAAAGCCGCUCUUCUACACCAUCAACUUAAUUAUCCCCUGUGUGCUCAUCACCUCUCUGGCUAUUCUCGUUUUCUACCUGCCCUCGGACUGCGGAGAGAAGAUGACUCUUUGUAUCUCGGUCCUCCUGGCUCUCACUGUUUUUCUCCUCCUGAUCUCCAAAAUUGUUCCCCCCACCUCUCUGGAUGUACCCCUCGUGGGGAAGUAUCUGAUGUUUACCAUGGUUCUCGUGACCUUCUCAAUAGUGACCAGCGUUUGCGUGUUGAACGUUCAUCAUCGUUCUCCGACCACGCACACUAUGCCCCCGUGGGUGAAGCUGGUGUUUCUCAAUAAACUUCCGGCCCUGCUCUUCAUGCGGCAGCCGCGAAACAGCAGCCAGCGUCAACGGCUUCGCCAGCGCCGCCGCGAAAACGAACGCCGCGAAGGCGGGAGGGGGGGCGCCGCGGCGGGGCUCAUGGCCGGGCUGGGCCUAAGCGUUUCCGCGGGCAACAAGGCGGAGACGGGGGGCGAGGCGUGCACGUGCUACGUGAACCGCGCCUCCGUGAAGCAGUUCGGGGGAGAGCUCGGCGGAGGCGGGGCGGGGUCCACGGACGGGCUGAACGGAUUGAGAGAGGGGGCGAGGGAGGGGCAGAGGGAGGCGGGCUCCGUGCAGAGCUCUGCCCUCCCCCCGAGGAAGCAGCAGGGUCCAGUCCUCACGCAGGCGCUGCUGAGUCAAGCCUGUCCCGGGUUCGAGGAGGCGGUGGAUGGAGUUCGAUUUAUCGCCAACCACAUGAAAAGCGAGGAUGAUGAUCGCAGCGUGAGUGAAGAUUGGAAGUACGUUGCCAUGGUGAUCGAUCGCCUCUUCCUGUGGAUCUUCGUGUUUGUUUGUGUCUUUGGAACGGUUGGAAUGUUCCUGCAGCCUCUGUUCCAAAACUACACCGCCAAGACUCUCACCAACACUCCUGGCUGA